Messenger RNA from Fibroporia radiculosa, 381 nucleotides. RefSeq lists its product as uncharacterized. The record is from RefSeq and is a predicted model, not a curated record. Gene Ontology annotation, biological process: proton motive force-driven ATP synthesis. Bases 1 to 381 code for a protein of 126 amino acids. NCBI's taxonomy places the organism in Eukaryota, Fungi, Basidiomycota, Agaricomycetes, Polyporales, Fibroporiaceae. The transcript has 4 exons.
AUGUCGUCCGCUGUCCUCAGGCAGGCCUCCCGCGCCACUCGCACGAUCUCCCGUUCCUGCGCGUUCUCAACGUCCGCUGUUGCGCGGAAAGAUUUUAUCCAGGACCUCUACAUCAAGGAACUGAAGGGAUACAAGGCGCCGCCACCUGCCAAGGAUGCCCAUGUAGGCGCCGUCAAAGCGUACUCGAUCCCGCCUGCGCCUCAGCCCCCGACUGUUCCCGUCGACCUUGCAGCGGAACUUUCUGCUUAUGAUGCUGUGGAUCCUGUCGCUGCUGGCGAGGCCACGACCACCACCACGUCGACCGAGGAGCUCACAACGGGUGCCGAUACUUUCCUUGCGUUCUUGGAGGCGGACGAACCUAAGGCGGAGGUUCACCAUUGA